Molecule: messenger RNA, 1242 nt
Organism: Lactuca virosa
Lineage: Eukaryota; Viridiplantae; Streptophyta; Magnoliopsida; Asterales; Asteraceae
Source: the annotation of a GenBank genome assembly
AUGAUUAGAAACAAGAAUGAUGAUGAUGAUGAUGAUGAUGCAUCAUCUAGCCAAGAGAAGUCCAAGAGUAGUGCAGCUUGGUCAAAUCUUGACCAUAAUCUGCUAUAUUUAGUUAUGAUGAAACUGGGAUUUGGUGAUUAUUAUUCAUUCCGUGGAGUUUGCAAGUCGUGGAGAUCUCUGGCAAACUCUAAUGAAAACAUGUUUAUGGCUUCCAUGCCACCCAUGUCCAUAAGCAUCAUCUCUACUAAUGAUGCUAAUGAGAAAGUCUGCUAUUUAGAGGACUUUAAAGGAAGAAAGUUUAAAACCAUCAUUCAUGGUUUUACUGGUGGGGAAUGUGUUGGGUUAACUUGUGGUUACUUGAUCUUCUUCAAGAAGACAACCCGUGACUUCUGGCUUGUGAAUCCUGUCACAAGGGAUCAACAUCAUUUCCCUUGUUUCCCAAGGGACUACGAUGAUCAUCGUACAUUAAUAGGCAGGGCUAUCCUUGUCUUUUCACCUUCAAUAAAUGGGUGGGUGUUUGUUGUGGCAGACAGAUUAAACCAUGAAAUAUGGAUUUCUAUAGCGGAUAAAGGAGCAUGGAGCCAUGUCUCCUACACUCAUGGGUUCAUUGAUUUAUAUUUUUUCAAAGGGAAGAUAUACACACUAAACGAUGACAUCUUAUGUGAACUGCGACUCAAUCCGGAACCCAAAAUGAGGUUCCUAAAAGCUAAGAAUUUUCCAGACCCGGGUUUCCUUCUUCCGGAGUUUGUAAGUUCCUGUGGGAACCUUUAUGCGAUGGAUCAAGUCUUAAAGAAUCAGCUUCAUGAACUAGAUUUUGGCGAAAUGAAAUGGGUAAAAACAAUGGGUGAUGAAUAUGCAAUUUUUCUUAGCAGUUUGAACUAUGGUGCUGCUGUUAUACCAGAGUCGUUGGCUCCUCGAUCAUAUGCGAGAUAUGCUGAAGCCGUUAUUGAAGAAACCAGAUUUUUUGCUGCAAACAUGUGGAUAACAAGUUCAGGUGACAACAUUUAUGUGACAGGUUUUCAUCAGCGAGAAGAGUAUGUGAUUCUUGAACUUGAUUUCGACGAAAUGAAAUGGGUGUCGCGUGAAAAGACAAUGGGAGAAUAUGCAUUGUUUGUUAGUGAUGAGAACAACAAUGUUGCUAUUAAACGAGAGUCAUGGGCUGACCCUCGGUCACAAUACUGGAGACAUGUUGAUGGGUUUUGUUGUUGCCGUAGUCGUCGUGACUGUAAAGAUAAGAGAUGA